Lepisosteus oculatus (spotted gar) is the source of this 4772-nucleotide messenger RNA. Lineage: Eukaryota; Metazoa; Chordata; Actinopteri; Semionotiformes; Lepisosteidae. The record is from RefSeq and is a predicted model, not a curated record.
CCAAUGAAAUCCUGAUGGAGGCGGGAUUUCAGGAAGUUUGGAAAGUUGUUCGGGAGUACAAUGGGAAGAAAAUACGAUGUGCAAGUAAAUGUUUGACUUGAUCUAGUUCAAGGAGGACAGAAUUUCUUGGUUUUAAGAAAAGGAAAUCUACUAAAUAUGAAUCAGUUGAGUUUGGAAAAAAGCGGUGAUUUGUUUCUAGACUGAAGUAUUCAUUUCACAUUGUUCUAAUUCAAAAUAACGGACGACUGUAAAGACACUACAUGUCUUUAAAUAAAAUGUUUCGCUUUUGCAACCUUAUUCUUACAAUGUGCAAUUAUUGUACUAAAUUAAAACGAAAUGACUAUUAAUACGAAUGGGAAAUAUAUUGCUGUCGCUGUACUAUCAAAGUACGUGUUAAUACAUGUAUAGUCAUCUACAACAAAUCACUUCUGAUUUUUUAUUUCGAAAUUAAAAAUUGACGAGAUAUUAAACAAUAAUACAUUUUUACCUCUGUAACUUAAAUAGACUUGAGGUGAGUUUUGUUUUCAAGAGAAACUGAUGCUGUUUCGAGCAAUAACAGCAGUGCUUUGCAUCGUAACCGUCCAAAAGGCAAUGUGCAAGGAAAAAUGGGCGACACAGUCCUGCUUAUUUAGUUCUGAAAAGGUGCUGAAUGCUGGAGCAUCACUGUACACACAGUCAGUGCACAGAAGAUGGCCUAACUGUUCCAAAGAACCUGAAGACCAUGUUAUCUGGAGUUGUGCAGAGAGAGGACGUGGCACUCUGUGUAGGAAGCUAGGAGAGACUCCAGAAUAUUGUCCUGAUCCUUCUAUUGCCUCAUCCGCACCAAGUGAUCCCUGGAGCCAUUCAUUGUUCAGUCUUAUUAGUUCCUUUAAAGAUGGUGUUCUCUACUGGAUCAGAAGAGAAUCUUCGCCAAGACACAAAAAAAUUCGAAGUCUGGUUAAAGCUCAUACAUUUGGUCUCACUUUUCACAAAUGUGCACAGGUGGAUGUAGGUAAAGAAUUCCCCACAUUGACUAUCAUUCUGCUGGUCAAUAAUACAGCUGGUGCAUCAGCCUACAACCUUUCUCAGCUGAGCAUAAGGGAUGCAGUUGCAGGCCUCACCUUACUGGCAAACGGUGGAAAUUUGUUGGAAAGUGGUUUUCAGACUUUUACCACAGACUCUCUGACAGCUGGAUCAUGCUACACGGUGAAGUAUUCAGCCCAGAUGAAAGGAGAACAAAAUGACAUAUUGUCAUUGCCUGCCUACCUGACAUUUUCCAAUGCUUCGCAGAAUGACAUUAAUUUAUUUGGUCCUGUGGUUGCGAAUUUUACCCUGAGGGUGAAUUCAACAGCAAAGGUUUCUUCAAAUCAUGGCAUCCACUUUGUUGGCUUCUUGGUGGGAUUCCUGGUUGCCUCCAUUCUUAUGACUCUGGCUUUCCUCCUAUUUUCUUGGAUUGGUAUCCCACAAAUGUCUUGUUGUAAAAGAAAGAGGAGAGGUGGUCUUUCUGGGGACACUGACCCAGAAUAUGCAGUGUGCAACGUCAGUGAGACAGCCAAAGAAGAGGCAGCCUUUGAGGAUAAAAUUGUCGACAUUAUGAUCUUGGAGGAUCCUCAAAACAUGUACCAAGCUUUAGAAAAUUUGGAUAUGUCAACAUUGCUGCGUGCUGCGGCCAGCUUAGAGAGUUUCCGAGUUCAGGUUUACAAAGACCUAGUCGCCAUGCUUCUCCGGAAUCUGAAGAUGAACGGUGGCGUUUCGGCCCUGGCCGAGAAGAGACUGAACAGCGUGUUGAAUGGACAGCUGAUGGGAAUGGAGGGCAAGCUGAAGGAGGAGCAUGUGGCCAGAAUGGCAGCGCUGGCAGCUGAAUGUAACCGGGAGACCCGUGAGGAAAUGGAGGCGGAGCACAGGAGGGUAACUGUGGAGAAGGCUCAAGCGGAGCAUCUUUUUCAGCAGGCGGAUCAACAGGUAGUGUUGGAGUUGAGUGUGUUGCUGGACAAGCUCCAUAAAUUAGACCAGAGCUACUUGCAACGCUGCCUCCUGGUCAGGCAUGAGGAAGCAUCUGCAAAGGUCCAACGGCAGACUGUCGUUUGCCGGAGACUGGAGCUCCAUAAGAUCUUCUUCGAAGAACUGGAAGAGGCAACGAGAAUGAAGGAACUAGAGAAGAACGUGGCCAAUCAAUUACUGCAUGCGUAUUUCUCGAGCCAGGAUCAACUUGAAGAAGUUUUGGACAUCUUUCUGGCAAACCAGAGGAGUAUUCUUGAAGAGAGACAUGCUCAGAGGCAGUUUCUGGCACACAGUCUUCAGAGCUUGAAAACUUUGAUCUGUGAAGUCUUUACUAAUACUUCCAGGCAGAUGGAAAACUGGUUCCAAGACCUAAAGAAUGAAAGGUACGUGACUGAGGAACAGGCGAACUUGCUUUUAGACAAAGCCAAAAAAGAGCUGCUUCAUGUGAAACAAAAUCUGGAUGAAGGGUUGAACCGGGAGAAGAAUGCCUUACACUGCAGUCUCAUCAAGAAGAGAAGAAGCCUUAUUUCUGAUAAACUUCAGAAGCAUAAAGAAGAACACAAAGAUCUGUCUGCCUUUUCCAGAACUUCAGAAGAAAGUCUGGAUCUUGCUGAUUACCUGAGCUGUUGGCAAAACCUCCUGACAUCUCAGUGUUUAGAGCUUGGGGACCUCAUUAAUAACCUGGAUGAGGAGGCAGCUGCUGACAUCCGGAAAGUUACCAUACGUCUUAUCCAAAGUGCAAUGAGUGACAUCAAGGCCAUCCAGCCCAAUAUUGCCCAACACUUGAUGGACUUAGGAGCUCCAAGAUACGCCCUGCUGCACUCUGGGCUGACACAUGAGCUGGUGUCCAGCGCUCUCUCCGAAGCCCAGGAGAGGCUCCACAAAGAAGGGAAAAUCGCUGUAAAAACACUCCAGAGGAGCAGGGAUACACUCCAAGAGCAACUGAGGCUGGAGCUUCAGGAACAACAGACCUUGCGCCAGAGAGGGAGGGCAGUGUUUCAAAACCUCUGCAGAGCUCAGCUUACAAUGUCUGAUGAUGAUUUAUUGAAGAUGAAGCUGGAGUUUCAGUAUUGUCUUUCAAGGAUGGACAAGUGCUUGGUUCUUCCAAGGGCUCUGGCAAGGUCUAGAUUGCAGGUCUGCCUGUCAGACUGGAGGAAAACUAUGCUAAUGAAGAUGGAGCACAAUUAUGCAGCUCUACAGGAGAAACAGGUCCUGGCAGAGCUGCAGCAUGAAAGAGAAGACCUUCUCAAAUCUCAGGAGGAACGCCUGGGAGCUCACAUAACUGCUUUACAGUUCCAAAAAGCUGAAAAGAGAGCAAAGGCCCUGGAGACGUAUGCUGCCAUUUUGAAUCUGCAAUCGCUGCUAGUGGAGGAGCUGAGCAUUUCAGGGUCAAUGACAACCCCAGAAAUAGCACAAACAAUCCAGAACCACAGUCAUGGAUUGGAAGUUACAGAAAACCUGCUCCAAAAGUGUCUGGCUGACUGGAAGGCCUUAACAGUGGCACCCACCUUAACCUCAGGACCUGAUGCACCUUCAGCUGAGAUCUCCAAAGAAGAGGAGGACUGCCGCAUGACUGUCAGAUUGCAGCAGGCUCUCAAUAAGUCUCACCACGUGAUGCAUUUGCAAAGAAACAGACUGAAAGAAGAGCACACAAGAUAUCAGAUAAAAGAAGAUUUGAAAGAGCAACUGGAGUUUAAGACACUCCAUAUACAUUUUGAUCAGGAUCUUGAGUUCGCGGCCAGUUUGGUGAAGCAAAGUCAGAUUUCAGCCUGUGUCUUGCUUGAAGUCUUGCAUUUAUUCCUCCCAACAUCUUCAGAAUCUGAACUUAUUUCCAUCAUUGAUGUGCUGUUGCCCAAGCCACCUUCAAAUGAGAGAGAGAAAGGGUGGACUGAUGGAUCAAGAAAAUCCCUUCUUAUUAAACUAAGAGAAGACAUCAUCAGUAAAAAUGUGAUCAGUGGUCCACUGGACAAAGGGUUUGAAAGGGUUUUGAUGAAAAAACAGGUUGAUGUGGAAACUUCAAGAAGUGUCCGAAACAGUGUUGUCCAGAACAUUAUAGAAGAUCAGUGUUCCGAUCCAGCAGCAGAAAUCCUGGACCUACAUGACACAGGAGAGAAAGUGUUUGUUUUUCGUUUUGAGUCAGAACAGAAAGACUUUUCAGACACAAUUUGUAAAAAGAAGAAAAAAAGGAGCUUCCUAAACUUCAAAAAAGCCACAGUUGCUAAUAUAGACUGAAAAUAAAUGUAUCUUUUCCAUGCUGACCUUUUAAUUGGAAAAUCUGGAGCUAUGUAUAUAAUAUGAUAACUGUCUCUUGAAUUAUAUAUACUUAUUUGUAAUACAAAGGUUCUGUUGAUAAUUUUUACUGUAAAUAUUAUCACGUGAUGCUGUGAAUUUAUGUGUCUUCAAUUACAACACAGCUGUACCACAAUGAAACAAGAUCUUGAGUGAUUACAAAAGCUCAGAAAAGCUGUUUUUAGAUCAGCACUACAAUCGACUGUAUUACACUAGCUAUCCAGGAGGUUAUACUAUUCCCUCUGGGCUUAACAAUUAAAGCUAAUGUCUCAGUGAAUGAAUGGUAGUAUUGUGGUGUGUUUCUCAGACAUUAUAAUUAAAAAUUUCUUAAUAUUGUUUUUCAGGAGUAGAGAGGCAAAAGCUGUUUUUAUUACUCUGUCUAAAUUAAGACAAUAUCAACCCCUAUGGAAAUUUUCUUCCCACUGUCUUUUCUUCUCACUGUAUUUUCUAUGUAGUCCAUUUGAUCAUAUGUUAGUUACAAAUAAUAAAGUAAUAGACUCCUA